Molecule: messenger RNA, 2798 nt
Organism: Antechinus flavipes (yellow-footed antechinus)
Lineage: Eukaryota; Metazoa; Chordata; Mammalia; Dasyuromorphia; Dasyuridae
Gene: CISD1
Product: CDGSH iron sulfur domain 1
Exons: 3
Coding region: 173-499 (108 amino acids)
Biological process (GO): regulation of autophagy
Cellular component (GO): intracellular membrane-bounded organelle; mitochondrial outer membrane
Molecular function (GO): 2 iron, 2 sulfur cluster binding
Source: RefSeq, a predicted model, not a curated record
GUGCUCCCCGGCCCGCCGGCAUUGCUUGCCCUCGAGUCGCCUCCGGAGCGUCUGGGUCCGCGGACGGCGGGCGGAGCGAGCUCCAGUGUGCGGUGAGGGCCGGCCGGCUCGAGGUUGCGGCGGCUCCCCUUCUCCCCCGCCCAUAUCCUCCCCGCGGAGCGCCGGCGCCGCCAUGGGCCUGCAUUCCAACCUGUCGGUGCGAGUGGAGUGCAUCGCAGCUGUGGCACUGGCUGCUGGGACUGCUGUGGUAGGAUACCUAGCUUACAAAAAGUUUGUAGUGAAAGAAAAACGCUACAGGUCCAUGGUCAACCUUACCAUCCAGAAAGACAACCCCAAGAUAGUUCACGCAUUUGACAUGGAAGACUUGGGAGAAAAAGCUGUGUAUUGCCGCUGUUGGAGAUCCAAGAAGUUCCCAUAUUGUGAUGGUGCCCACACAAAACACAAUGAAGAAACUGGAGACAAUGUGGGACCACUGAUCAUCAAGAAGAAGGAGGCGUGAUCGGUGGCCAGCGGAGACUGCUUUGUCCUGUUGCUGAUUGUUUUUAUAAGGAAUUCUCUUGCUUCUGUCCAGUUCCCUUUCCCCCAAUAAGCUAAGGCUUUCAUUGAUGUACCCUCUGCCUUACUACCUGUCCAAAUACCGUGGUGACCCUCGCUGUAAAGCAUCCUUCUGGCCUAUGGGUUGUUCUUCUGUCUUGUAGGGAUUGUGUUCAUCGGUUUCUUCAAUUUCUAAUAAUGACAGAAUUUUCUUGGAUCUGUAUGUUGAUGUUAAUAUAUUAAAUUAUUUUCAAAAUCAUGUAUAUGCAAAUUGUAAUUGCAUGCCACGAACAAAUUCGUCACAAAGGUCCUUCUAAAAAGAGUAUACUUUUUGUUUAAAACUUAGAAGGCCUGACGUGGCUGGUUGAGAAUAAUGAGGAAAUGGGAUAUUUAAAAUUUAUUUGCAGAGUUGAUGAUCUAAAAGAAACUUCCAUUUUUAUUAAUGUUUGCACAUAAAUUGGACUGUCUUCAAGGAAUGGAGAGACAGAUUUACAGGGAUCUUUGAGAUGAUUUAGUUCAUGUCCUUGCUGAUUUCCUCUCACACAAAUACUUCAUAUAUUUAGGAGGCAGAAACCAAUCCUGGAAAUGUUUAUCCAAGAAUCAUUAGAUGCAAAAUAGUUGAGCACUAAGAUUCCUUGAAAUGUCAAGGUGUUGUUUUUUUUGCCUACAAGCUGCUGUUGAAAACUAGUCAGGGAGGACAGACAGAUGGGCUAGAAAGGGAGGUCAGUAUCUCUUCUUUCAUAGCACUCUUGCUUGUUGGAAAAAGUGGUUAGAGCAAUUGAAAGGCCCUUGCUGCUGGGAAUGGGGAGAGCAUCCAUCUAGAUAAUUGAGGGGAAUUUUCAUUGCUUUACUGAUGGUCCUAUUUAAUAUCAUUGUGAUUCAGUGACACAUGCACUCACUCCCACACUUCCAUUGGAACUCUCCUUUGUAAUACAUAGGUCAUCAGGUCAAACGAAUCAGUAAAUUUGCCACGUGUGGACAAUGUAUGCCUCAUUCCAUACCUGAAGUCUACAUCACAUGUGGCUGAUGUUAAGAACGUUUAUUUGAAGAGGAAAAUAGGCAUUAAGUCAUAUUCUUCUAACUGUGUGGGUUUUUUCCUUAAUUUCAAAAAAGGCAGAAACUCAGAAUAAUAAGAGGUUACAUUUUUGUGACAUAGACCAAAGAAAAACAUUUCAGAUUCUUGGAGGAGAGAGAGAAAAUAGGAAAAUUGAAAAUAACUAUUAAUAAUAGAAGGGUUAAAACUAGUUCUUAUUUAUCUUAAAUAACACAGAGUUUGAGAUUUUUUCCCAAAGAUCUAAAGUAGACAGAUGAGAAUUUUCUGGAUCAGUGUAUGUAAAUAAAGGAAAUUAGGAGUUUACUGACGUUAUUAAUUAGAGGAGUUUGACAAAAUGCCACUUAUGAAAUAUAAAUAUUUGAAGACCAGAGAGAAACAAGUUUCACACAAACCUGGUUCAGAAAAUGGGCUACUUCCAAAUGUCAGAACUUACUCAGAACUGACCAAAUCCAUGAUAGAGGCAGAAAGUGACUUUUAGCCAUUCCUCCUGAUAGAGUUGGAUUCUUAAGCAAAGUAUUUCUCUGUGAUUUGAAGUGUCUUGAAUUGAUAUUUACUAAGGGCCAGUGAGUGACCAGCUCACUAUCAUGAAUACCAUAAUGAAGACAGAUGUCGUUCUGUUGCCUCACUGGAGCUAUUUGCUACGGAUAGGAGCAGUAUUGUACACACUGCCAUAUGCAUGCAGAAUAGCCAUCUUGAUCUAAUAUGUCCUCAAACAUAGCCUGUGUAAUACAGGGAAAUCCAGCAUAGCUUCCCAUAACACUUUUCCCACGAGUUAGAUUUUCUUUGAUCAAUUUUGUGUUUUUCCUAGAAGUGAGUUCAGUAGAGGCAGCAGUGAUCUUUAAAAGGCUUACAAGUUGUCUUUAAUCAGAAAACCUCAUCCAAGAAAUAGGCUCUUCUUGGAUUAAACCCCCAAAUUAUGAAUGAACAUAUGAACCUAAAUUGAGUGUAGAUUAAUUCAGUUGAUCGUGGUUUUAACUUGGAAGUGUCCUACACUGUGACUUUGGUCAGACAGGUGUUUUUACCAUUUUACCGAAGAAUAAUUCUGUCAUGGUUCUCAGAAUACCUGUUGAGCAGCAAGAUGAGGGGUUUUUUAAUCUGCUCUUGAUCACAAGUCUUUGAUAGUAGCAAUAUAAUAUGCUAAAUGUACUUUCAAGGGCAUGUUCACAUUUUGUUACAAGAUUUUGAACUAAAGUUACUUCAUUCUGUGAAA